AUGAAUGCUCCCAUUCCAAAUUCGUCACAUGCUUUGUUGGAACUAUGUACCAAUCUCCUGCAAAAUUCUCUCAAGUCCAAUGGUCGUUUCACAGCGCAACUGGUUCAUUGCCGCGUUAUCAAAUCGGGACUCGUCUUCAGCGUUUACCUGAUGAACAAUCUAAUGAACGUCUACUCAAAAACCGGCUUUGCUCUUCACGCACGCAAGCUGUUCGACGAAAUGCCUCUUAGAACAGCUUUCUCAUGGAACACGGUUCUCUCGGCUUACGCGAAACGAGGAGAUAUGGUUUCCACAUGUGAGUUCUUUGAUCAACUGCCUCAAAAGGAUUCUGUUUCGUGGACGACGAUGAUCGUAGGGUAUAAGAAGAUUGGUCAGUAUCAAAAGGCUAUAAGAACCAUGAGUGAAAUGAUCAAGGAAGGGAUUGAGCCGACGCAGUUUACGCUUACGAAUGUUCUUGCAUCGGUUGCUGCAUCUCGGUGUUUGGAUACAGGUAAAAAGGUUCAUUCUUUCAUCGUAAAGCUUGGACUUUUCGGUAACGUUUCGGUGUCGAACUCUCUGCUUAACAUGUACGCGAAAUGUGGUGAUCCAAAGAUGGCAAGAGUUUUUUUUGAUGGGAUGGUGGUUAGAGACAUCUCAAGCUGGAACGCUAUGAUUGCGUUACAUAUGCAGGUUGGUCAGAUGGAUCUUGCUGUGGCGCAGUUCGAGCAAAUGGCUGAGCGAGAUAUAGUCACUUGGAACUCUAUGAUUUCUGGUUACAAUCAGCGAGGGUAUGAUCUCAGAGCGUUAGAUAUGUUUUGGAAUAUGCUUAGGGAGUCUCUGCUGUCACCAGAUAGGUUUACUCUGGCGAGUGUGUUAUCUGCUUGUGCUAAUCUUGAGAAACUCUGUAUUGGGAAGCAGAUUCAUUCACAUAUUGUUGCAACAGGAUUUGAUAUCUCUGGGAUUGUGUUAAACGCUCUGAUCUCGAUGUACUCGAGGUGUGGAGGGGUUGAUACUGCUUGGAGGCUCAUUGAACAAAGAGGAACAGAGGAUCUUAAGAUUGAAGGUUUUACAGCUUUGCUUGAUGGGUAUAUCAAGCUUGGAGAUAUGAAACAAGCUAAGACAAUAUUUGAUUCGUUGAAAGAUCGAGAUGUAGUUGUAUGGACCGCAAUGAUUGUUGGAUACGAGCAGCACGGUUUGUAUGGAGAAGCUAUAAACCUUUUCAGGUCAAUGGUUAGAGAAGGGCAGAGACCGAACAGUUACACUUUUGCGGCAAUGUUGAGUGUAGCUUCAAGCUUAGCAUCGCUGAGUCAUGGCGAGCAAAUCCAUGGGAGUGUUGUAAAGUCAGGGGAAGUUUACUCUGUUUCUGUCAGCAAUGCGUUGAUAACAAUGUAUGCAAAGGCAGGUAACAUUACAUCGGCAAGGCUUGCGUUUGAUUUGAUACGGUGCGAAAGGGAUACAGUAUCUUGGACGUCAAUGAUUGUUGCGUUGGGACAGCACGGUCAUGCAGAAGAAGCGCUUGAGCUCUUUGAGACAAUGCUGAAGGAAGGACUAAGACCUGAUCACAUAACAUAUGUUGGUGUUUUCUCUGCUUGUACUCACGCUGGUUUGGUCAACAAAGGCCGUCAAUACUUUGAUAUGAUGAAGGACGUGUAUAAGAUUGAACCAACGCUUAGCCACUAUGCUUGUAUGGUGGACAUGUUUGGACGGGCUGGUUUAUUGCAGGAAGCACAAGAGUUCAUUGAGAAUAUGCCGAUUGAGCCGGAUGUAGUGACAUGGGGUUCACUGCUUUCAGCUUGCAGGGUUCACAAGAACGUUGAGCUUGGGAAAGUUGCAGCAGAGAGAUUGCUUUGUAUCGAGCCAGAGAACAGUGGAGCAUACUCAGCAUUGGCUAACUUAUACUCAGCUUGUGGGAAAUGGGGAGAAGCUGCUAAGACCAGAAAAUCAAUGAAAGAUGGGAGAGUGAAGAAGGAACAAGGGUUUAGCUGGAUUGAAGUGAAGCAUAAAGUCCAUGUCUUUGGAGUCGAAGACGGGACUCAUCCACAGAAGAACGAGAUCUAUAUCACAGUGAAGAAGAUUUGGGACGAGAUCAAGAAAAUGGGUUAUGUUCCUGACACUGCUUCUGUAUUGCACGACCUUGAAGAAGAGGUUAAAGAACAGAUUCUAAGGCACCACAGCGAGAAACUAGCAAUCGCUUUCGGGUUAAUUAGCACUCCGGAUAAAACAACGUUAAGGAUCAUGAAGAAUCUAAGAGUUUGCAAUGAUUGCCAUACAGCUAUAAAGUUCAUCUCCAAGCUUGUUGGAAGGGAGAUAAUAGUGAGAGACACUACAAGGUUUCACCAUUUCAAAGAUGGGGUCCGGGCAGGUCAAUUUCGAGAUGAUCACAUAAGAGCCACUGCCCGUUUUGCCCGAAGGAUUCGUAGUAACAACUACGGGCAGCUUAAUACAGACACUCUCUCUCAUCCCUCAUCUCUCUAUAUCUCAGUUUCUGAACAACUCUUGUUUGAUCACAAAUCUCUAAACACUACCAUCCAUGAACAGAGCUCAUCUCUUUUAGUUUCUUUUCUUUCCCCACAAUUUGAGAGCUCUUUCUCCGAUCUAACGGUUUCCGUAAGAACAUAA
This is a messenger RNA of Microthlaspi erraticum, 2598 nucleotides long. NCBI's taxonomy places the organism in Eukaryota, Viridiplantae, Streptophyta, Magnoliopsida, Brassicales, Brassicaceae. The record is from the annotation of a GenBank genome assembly.